GAGUUUCCAUUCUUUUGGAUGAAUUUGUAGAUUUAUUUUGUAAAUUAGCUAAAGUAAUUUUAUUUUCACUAUAAAAAUGGCUAUGCUUGCGGGACCGCGGCGUCGAAAACAAUACAACGUGACUCCGCGGGGCAAGCCUCUCUAUGACGACAAAAAUCGUUUUGGUACUAAAAUGCUGGAAAAAAUGGGCUGGUCUAAGGGAAAAGGUCUCGGCGCCAAUGAGGACGGCUCGACAGAUUUUGUGCGCGUAAAUUAUAAGGAUUCCGUUGACGGUUUGGGUUACAAGGCGCGCGAUGAUCAAUGGACCGCGCACGAGCAGGUAUUUGACGGAUUGCUGCAGUCCUUGAAUGGCGAUGAGGGUGCAAUUGAUCCAGCUGGCGAGACGUCCGAUAUGGAAACACGUCCGAUCGGAUUUGGCUUUAAACAAAUAGAAAAAACGGUUAAACCCAACAAGUUAAAAGAGAAGAUCAGUGGUAUUUCUUUGGAGGAGAAGUCCAAGCAAAGUAGGGCUCGGGUACACUACAAGAAAUUCACUCGUGGCAAGGACUUGUCUCAGUACAGCGAAAAGGAUUUGGCAAACAUAUUUGGAAAGAAGGAGGCAGAGAAUGGGCUUCCUAAUGACCCAUGGAAAGCCCAAGUAAUACAAAACGAAAUAGGGCCUAAUUUUUCAGGGGUACAGACUAUAACUACUGGGCUAUCAUUGACUGAUUACUUCAAGGAAAAAAUGAACGCUAAGAAAAAUACAAUAAAUACUGGCAACGAAGCCGUUGAUAAGUCAUUUUUAAAUAAUGAUGAAGAAGAUAGUCUUUCUGCUAAAGUCAAUGGCUGUAUAGAACCUGUUCAAGAUCAAAAGAAAAGAAAAAGGAAAGAUAAAGAACAGAAGUGUUCCGAUGAAGCAGCAGUAGAGCCAUCAACCAGAAAACGUAAGAAGACGGAGAAAGGGGUUGAGGACUUAAAGGAAAGCGAAGUUGUGGAAACUUCCAUGUUGAAAUCGGAAAAGAAAAGAAAAAACAAACCAGACACACAGAAAAUAACAAAUGAAAUUGUACCUGAGAAAGUUACCACUGGAAAUACAGAAAAUAAAGAUAUCAAUGAAAAUGAAAUAUCUUUAGAUGCAACGACGCGCAAGCACAAAAAGAAAAAGAAACACAAUGUAGAUUUUGUUCAAACUGAAACACAGCAGGCAACAAUUACAGGAGCUUUUGAGAAUUCUGCCCCUAAAAUUACAGAAAAUAGAGAUAGCAAUGAAACUGAAACGGUUUUAGAUGAAACGACGUCGAAGCACAAAAAGAAAAAGAAGUCUAAACGCGAUGAUAGAGCGAAUUUAGUUAGAUCAGAUAUGCGGGAUACAACAGUUGCGGAAAUAUGUGAGGAAGCUGAAGCCGAAAAAAAGAAAUCAAAGAAAAAACUCGGCUGUGUAAUUGAGAACCAAACGGAAGAGAUAGAUACUGGAAUUAAUUUUGGUAAUAAAAAAAAGAAACAUAAGCGUGAACAGAUAGAACAAGUGGAACCUGAUAGUGAUCUGGAGAAAAAAAAACUUGCAGCUAACAAAAAAUUGGAAAUACAUCAAGAAGAACAAAGCGCAUCUUUAUCAGGUAUAACACCGUGCCCAAAUAACGAACAUCUUGAGUCUGUUUCCAGCAAAAAGAAAAAGAAACGUAAGAAGGGGGAUGCCGAGCUGAUUGCGGACAAUUAUAAUAAAUCAGUGGAAACAAAUGAGCAUUCCCAGACGGACGAUACCACUGAAAUGAAUAAGAAAACCAAAGUAAGUGAAGACACAUCUGAGCAUUCCCAGACGGACGAUACCACUGAAAUGAAUAAGAAAACCAAAGUAAGUGAAGACACAUCUGAAACCGCAUUCGCGAAUAUUAGCUGCAACAGCGAUUCAAACGAUGCGCCACCAAAUCAGUUCUUAUCUCUUGAGCAAUUAAUUCAAAGUCAAGAAUCAUUUAAUGUUUAUACAAUUUCAUCAUUUUGCGCAGAAAAAUUUCAUUUGGUGAACAUGAACGCCUUUAAAGAAUCGACGUUUGCACAAAUUAUUGGCUAUGCAUUUGAUGAAAAUAUGAAGCUCGAUGUGGUGCCUCAAAAAGGCGAUGAACGACGCAUUUUAAAUUUCUGGAAUGGUACUUCUAGUAAAUAUGGUCCACACAAGACAAAACCAUUUAGAUAUAAUUAUAUAACACCCUCUGUAAUAACAGCUAUAAAGAGGCGAAAAGCGUUUUCAGGUAUUUAGUAAGUCAAUAAAAAUAAUAUAGCAUUUCAAUUUUAAGGCAAACACAAUUUAAUUCAAUAAAGAUCUUAAAACACUUUGUACAUAA
Molecule: messenger RNA, 2318 nt
Organism: Scaptodrosophila lebanonensis
Lineage: Eukaryota; Metazoa; Arthropoda; Insecta; Diptera; Drosophilidae
Product: PIN2/TERF1-interacting telomerase inhibitor 1
Exons: 2
Coding region: 77-2233 (718 amino acids)
Biological process (GO): regulation of ribosome biogenesis
Cellular component (GO): nucleolus
Molecular function (GO): nucleic acid binding; telomerase inhibitor activity
Source: RefSeq, a predicted model, not a curated record